AGCCCGGAGACCAGGGGCCGGGGCCGCGGGUUACGAGAGGCCGGGGCCGAGGACCAGGCGGAGUCGGCGCCAUGGGGAAACACAGCCGGUCUAAGAACCAGAAGAAAGCCCGGGGGAAUGCAAUUCACCUCGCACAGGAGGAGUACACCAGCGUUCCGCAUUCCUUUGUCUUCCACCGAGGUCAGAUUGGACAUAAUGUGCUGCAGUUGAUCGCAGACCUGAGACGGCUGUUGGAGCCCUUCACUGCUCGUUCACUGACGGUGCGGAAGAAGAACAUGCUGAAAGAUUUUGUCUCGGUGGCCGGACCGCUAGGGGUGACGCAUUUCUUAAUCUUUACAAAAUCAUCGAACUGUGUCAAUUUAGUAAGUAAUAAAGCCGGCCCAGACCUGCUCAACCUCUACCUAGGAAGUCUCAGGCACCUCGAGGUCCUGUUCUGCCCGUGUGAUUCCCAGUAUUCCCUGGUGAAGGACAUCGUCUCGUCGCUGAAGAGGCACCGGAUGCAUGAGAGCCAGUUCACCCACCACCCCCUGCUGGUGCUGAACAACUUUGGAGGGGACGGCAUGCAUGUCAAGCUCAUGGCCACUAUGUUCCAGAACCUGUUCCCGACAAUCAACGUCUACAAGGUUGGCCUGAACACCAUCAAGCGCUGUGUCCUGAUCAACUAUAGCCCAGCCAGUCAGACCCUUGAGGUCCGCCACUACUCCAUCAAGGUGGUUCCUGUCGGGAUGAGCCGGGGGAUAAAGAAGCUGCUGCAGGAAAAGUUCCCCAACAUGAACAGGUUUGAAGACAUCAGUGAGCUCCUGCAGAAAGGAGCCAACCUGUCGGACAGUGAGGCUGAACAGGAUGGAGACCACAACAUAACCGAGCUGCCGCAGAACUACGCCGGCCGCGGCAACCUGAAGGCCCAGCAGAGUGCAAUUCGGCUGACGGAGAUUGGACCCCGCUUAACGCUGGAGUUGGUGAAGAUUGAGGAAGGAAUGUGCGAUGGACAAGUGAUGUAUCAUACAUUUGUUAAAAAGACAGCGGAGGAACUCCAGGAGUGGCUUGAGCAUAAAGAGAAGCAACAGGCGCUGAAGAAGGAGAGACGGAAAAAGCAAGACGAAAAUAUUCGUCGCAAGACAAGACAAAGGAGCGGGAGCUGGAAGAAGAGUUUGGAUGGAAUUAGGAGGAAGACACAUCACGAGGGUGAGGACGAGGAGGACAGCGAGGCUGAAGACCCGGGCGCUGGGGAGAACGUGGAUCGAAAUGACAAGUCUGAGGAUGAAUCGGACCGGGAGUAUUACAGGCAGCAAGUCGGAGUUGAACCAGACAACGAUCUGUUCCCGGCAACUUCGUACAGAAAAAGGAAGAGAGACGGAUCAUCACAGUCAUUUGGAAAAGCCAAGAGGUCCAAGGGCCGUGGGGAGUUUCCCAACAAGCAACGCACAACGCCAGAACAUGAAAGGAACAACAGAAGGAAGACGAUGCAAGGGAGGAAAUCGCAUCUUAUUGGCACUUCCCUGGCUAAUUCCAGAUUCAGGAGCUCGGGGCUCGGGAGUAAAAUGGCAUUUAAGGGCAAAGGUCACCAUCGUCCGGGUUCCAAUGUCAAGGUUCAACGCCCGGGCUCCAGGGUCAAGGUUCAACGUCCGGGCUCCAGGUUCACGGAUCAACGCCCAGGCUCCAGGGUCAAGGUUCAACACCCGGGUUCCAAGGGUCAACGUCCGGGUGCCAAGCCCAAGGGUCAACAUCCGGGUGCCAAGGCCAAAGGUCAACGUCCGGGCGCCAAGGGUCAACGUCCGGGCGCCAAGGCCAAAGGUCAACAUCCGGGCGCCAAAGGUCAACGUCCGGGCGCCAAGGCUAAGGGUCAACGCCCGGGUUUCAAGGCCAAAGGUCAACAUCUAGGCUCCAAGGCCAAGGGCCAACGUCCAGGUUCCAGAGACAGCAACAGCUCCGGCUUCAGCAACAGCAACAGAGCUUCGCAUGCAGACAUCCAGGGGACGUUCUUGCCGCCGCUGUUUGGGGUGGUGUUUGUCGUGGCAUUUGUGGGCAACGCUCUGGCCAUCUGCCUGUUCCUGAGGCAGAGGAAGACCUGGCACUCGGGCAUCAUCUACGCCUUCAGCCUGGCCAUCUGCGACCUGCUCUAUGUCAUCACCCUGCCGCUGAUGGUCGCCUACUACUCGUCCGGCAAGGACUGGGCGUUUGGGGCGGCCCUCUGCAAGUUGGAGCGUUUCCUCUUCACCUGCAACCUGUACGGCAGCGCCCUGCUCAUCGCCUGCAUCAGCCUCAACCGCUACGUGGCCAUCGUGCACCCCAUGUUCGCCCACAAUCACCUCAGGCUGAAGCACGCCAAGAUGGCGAGCCUGGCCGCCGUGCUGUUGGCCGCUUCCAUCACCUCUCCCGCCUUGGCCUUCUCCCAGCUCAGGCCCAAGGGCAACCGCACCGAGUGCCUGGGCUCGGCCAGCGACGAGGCCUUGCCGUCUUACCUGGCCUACAGCCUGUUCCUGGCAGCGGUGGGCUGCGCCCUGCCUUUCAUCGUCACUUUCCUCUCAUACUUGUCCAUCGUGCGGGUGGUGGCGGGCAGCCAGAGCACCGGAGAGUCGGAGCGCCGGCGGGUGUGGCUGCUGGUCUGCACCGUGGUUGUCCUCUACGCCGUCUCCUUCAUCCCGUACACCGUGCUGCGCAACGUCAACCUCUACCGCCGGCUGCACCGGCUGGAUGACGGCAACAGGUCCCGCACCAUCUACACGGCCUACCAGCUGAGCAAGGGCCUGGUCUCCCUCAACGCCUGCAUCCACCCGCUGCUCUACGCCACCCAGCUGGACAACCUGAAGGAGAUGUGGGCGAGCUGUUGCUGCCGGCAGGUCAACACACAGGAAUCACAAAGAAGAGACAAGGGACUGCAGGUUACAAAUAAAGACACAGUGCUGUAGUAACUCAGCAGGGCAGGCAGAAUCUCUGGAGAACAUUAGCAGGCAGCACUUAUGAGAACAUUGACAGGCAGCAGCUCUGGAGAACAUGUACAGAUGGAAUCUCUGGAGGCCAUGGACAAGCAACAUCUCUGGAGAACAUUAGCAGGCAGCACUUAUGAGAACAUUGACAGACAGCUCCUCUGGGGGACAUGGGCAGGCCAACUUUCAGGUCUGGACCCUUCUUCAGACUAAUUGCAGUAAGAAGGAGAAAGCUGGAAGUGAGGUGGAGGUGGGACAAAGCCCAGCAAGUAAUAGAUGGAUACAGGCGAGAGGGGGUUAGGUUGGAAGAUGGUUGUACAAAGACUGGAGAUGAGAAAAUAAAAAGUGUGAGAUAAGGAGACACAAAGUGCUUGAGUAACUCAGCGGGUCAGGCAGCAGCACUGGAGGAUGGGGUAGGUGACAUUUCGGGUUUGGACCCUUUUGCAGAUUGAUAAGGAUGGAAUUAGCAAAAUAUGAAGCCAGAGGAAUAGGGAAAGGGGUAAAGAAGGAACGAGUGAGCAUCCAGGUGGGGCAAAGAGAGCAGGUAAAUGGGGGUUGUUUGUCAGUUGGUUAACUAAAAUUGGAGAAAUCAAUGAUCAUACCGUUAGGUUGUAAACUACCCAAGUGGAAUAUGAGGUGCUAUUCGGCCAGUUUAACUGGGGUCUCAUUCUGGCAAUAGAGCAAGCCCAGGAUAGAAAUAUCAGUAUGGGAAUGGAAAGCGGAGUUAAAAUGAUUAGCAACCAGGCGAUCCAGCAGGUCUUGGUAGACUGAGAACAAGGGUUCAGUGAAGGUGUCGCUUAGUCUAGGUCUUUCUCAAAGUCACAGUCCAUUUGCUCUUUCUCUAUGUCACAUUCCUGUGAAUUGCUGUAACGACAUGGCUCUAAAACUCUUAGACAGCAAAGCACUUCUGAGCAAGGUGCCUCUGACUAUAAUAAUGGAUGUUGUGGUUCAGUCUUUUGCUAGUUUUAAUUAGAGAUAAGAGAUAAGACAUUUAAUAUAAGUUAGGGUUAGGUUAGUAUGUCAGACCUCUCAUGUUUAUAUAUAUCUGAGAAAGUAAUUUUGCUCUGAAGCAACAGUGAUUGGGUUAGUAAUACUUAAGAUAGUUAAUUUUAUUCUAACUAUGUGAGUUGUAAUAAGACCAUCUGUGCUCUGGGUGCGAAGUAUGUUGUGUUUGAAUUAGGAUUAGAAACUAAUGUUUGUGUUUAGGUUUAUAGUUUCAGAGAUAACAUUCUUCCCUGAUAAUGGGAACUGUGUAUUAUGUUUAUAUAAAUUGUGUGACCACUG
This is a messenger RNA of Leucoraja erinaceus (little skate), 4211 nucleotides long. It is a transcript of the gene ppan, whose product is annotated as peter pan homolog. Gene Ontology annotation, molecular function: G protein-coupled receptor activity; rRNA binding. Gene Ontology annotation, cellular component: preribosome, large subunit precursor; membrane. The coding region runs from base 72 to 2909 and encodes 945 amino acids. The record is from RefSeq and is a predicted model, not a curated record. Lineage: Eukaryota; Metazoa; Chordata; Chondrichthyes; Rajiformes; Rajidae. Gene Ontology annotation, biological process: G protein-coupled receptor signaling pathway; ribosomal large subunit assembly; rRNA processing. The transcript has 13 exons.